AUGUCGGCUACUGGCAAUGUUCCCACAGGCGACGCUUCAGACGUCAACGGUGAUCCGUGGCGUGCAUUAAAAAAGAAUUUCGUCUACGUGUGCAAUACAUUGCGUCUCACGUACAUGCUUCUCUCUUGUUUGUAUGAGAAAGAUUUCCUAUUAGCAGACGACUUUGAGGCUCUAACAGGUAAUAAUUUGAGCGACGACGAAAAGCUGAAUCGUCUCCUCCUGACGAUUCUUCCUCGUCAAUCAGCGUCCAUGUUCAAACCGUUUUGCGAUAUUCUCUGUCAUGUUGGGCAAGGGCAUAUUGUUGAUUGCUUGCUGGGGAAUCACCAUCUUGUCCGCCUUCCUUCAGAACAAAUCAGCAAGGACCAAGAAAGUAUUAGAAAAAUGAAAACGAUUCUAGAGCAAUUGGAGAGAACUAUAAAGUUGGAAAGAGAGAACAAAAGACAACAGGAACGACGAGCUGAUUUUGAGAGGGAUCGCGCUGAGAGGGCAGAAUCUGUAGCUAGGGCCCAGAAAGUUCGAGCGGACAAGCUUAGUAGAAAGAACGCUAGCGCUGUAGCAGAGAAACAAGAACGGGAGAUAACCACUUUCGGUCAGCGAUACGCGAAGUCUUGCAAAGACAAGACUGGACAUGUGCAGAUCAGUGAUGGAAGCUUUGGUUGGAAACUAUGGAAUGAUACAGUUUCUUCUCGUGUGCAAAUUGGCUCAUUAGCAGAAUGUAACGGGAAAUUAUUGGUUGCUGAGAAAUGGGGUGAUCUUCAUGUUCUGACAGAUGACAACGAAACGUGGGAGACUUUUGUGAGGUACCAGGGUGACAUACGGCGUGUGGUGGCUUUUCAAGACACGUGUUUAGUGUUGGUUAAAGACGAAGUGAAAAACCAUUUUGUGAUUGAGCAAUUUUGUAUGGAUGAGGAGAAUAAAUGGCGACCAGUUACAGUGCUGCCAAAUGAACAGCAAUUAUCUUGUGUCUCAGUUGCACUACAGAGCAACUUACUGUAUGCUGUGGGUGGCAUAGCCAGUUCAGACUGGAAAAGAGUAAGCACAGCCCGCGUUUUCGAUGUAAACGCAAAUCGGUGGAGCGUAUUGGAAGACAUGCUGACAAAACGAUCAGGUUGCUCAUGUUUUGUUUUUAAUGAUUCAGUCUACGUAGGUGCAGGUUGGACUGACAACGCAGAGCCAUGUCAUACAGUUGAGUGUCUUCGAAAGGGAAGCAGGUAUUGGGAAGAGUUCGUUUCCUAUCCCAUUCCAAUGUCUACUAUGACAGCAUUUGGUAACAAGAUCGUGUCAACUGGAGGACAGAAUGACGAUUAUUCACUUUUGAAUGAAGUGCAAUGGUUUGAUGAAAGAUUGAUGCAGUGGCAUCCUCUUCCUGCUAUGACACGAAAGAGGAGUUGGCAUGGUCUGUUGUCAACUGAGCGUGGAGAGAUUAUUGCAGCAGGUGGAGAGAGGGUUAGUGCAAAGGACAGCAGUGCUCAGCAGUCUUUGGAGAGUUUGCAAAUUAGUGACCUAUGACAGUGAGCAUAUCACAUAGCAUCUAAGAUGUGUACGUAGGACACAAAGAAAUAUCGCUGUCUGCUUUUGUCUCUGGCUUAGCUAUCUGGCUGUCAACUCAUUUACUAAAAUGAGUUGCUUUCAUUUUUAGUAGAUUAAAUUCUGUUUGCAGUUUGUAACCGAAU
Corticium candelabrum is the source of this 1673-nucleotide messenger RNA. RefSeq lists its product as uncharacterized. The coding region runs from base 1 to 1509 and encodes 502 amino acids. The transcript is spliced from 3 exons. The record is from RefSeq and is a predicted model, not a curated record. NCBI's taxonomy places the organism in Eukaryota, Metazoa, Porifera, Homoscleromorpha, Homosclerophorida, Plakinidae. Gene Ontology annotation, molecular function: protein binding.